Messenger RNA from Xylaria bambusicola, 2984 nucleotides. Its product is annotated as HET-domain-containing protein. NCBI's taxonomy places the organism in Eukaryota, Fungi, Ascomycota, Sordariomycetes, Xylariales, Xylariaceae. The record is from RefSeq and is a predicted model, not a curated record. The coding region runs from base 316 to 2457 and encodes 713 amino acids. Gene Ontology annotation, molecular function: protein binding. The transcript is spliced from 2 exons.
GUGUAAACUGAGGUCUAGGCUAGCAGAGAAACACGGCCUAGUUAGCUAGAUCGGAUAUGAUGCUACUGACCAUCCUGUCUUUCAAAUGAGUUUUCGUCACAAGUAUCAUAGACUACGGAGGGAGUGAAUAUGGAGUAGGCAAUAUCCUUAAGUAUGGCUUUGUGUAACAGAGCCAUUCUUGAUCAUCAGCACCACACUGACUCAGCCUCAAAAUCUUAGCAAUCAUGCCAUGAACCCUCUUUCUGCAUCUGACAUUCUACUGACCACCAUUUUCCGUAUUCCUGAUUUUCUCAUCACCAAAUGUGACUCGCCAAUAUGAAGCUCUACAGGUACUUGCCACUAGAGGAUGACACUUUUAUUCGCCUGAUAACCAUCCUGCCUGGAAAGUUCAAAGAUCCCAUUAAAGCUGAGAUCAGACAUGAACCGCUUCUGCCACCAAAAGAAGUUGGAGCCACACAUUUGUCAAUUGAAGAGAUCCAACAAACUUUACCAGGACAAUGGAAGGUAUAUGAGACCUUGGAGAGCCGUAUCAUUUAUUACGACAUGGAAACAAGGCAGACCUCGUGGACUCACCCAGACCCUAACUUCAGCCAUGUCCUGUACGAGCCGAUAUUAGAUGGCAAGAUAGACGUGCCAAAUCUUGCCUACGAGGCUCUGUCGUAUGCAUGGGGUUCCACCGAGAAGGACGAGAUGAUCGAAAUCAGUGGCACUGGUAACUGCCUGCAUUCUAGAUUGCCUGUCACAUCUAACCUAGCAGUUGCACUGAGACAUAUUCGAUUCGAUGAUCGGCCGCGAAUCAUUUGGAUCGAUGCCGUCUGCAUCGACCAGGAGAACGUUCAAGAGCGAAGUCUACAAGUCCAGCGCAUGGGCGAGAUUUUUUCACUGGCCAGCGGUGUUGUGGUAUGGUUAGGGCCAAGUUUUGCGGGCAGCAGUCUUGCGUUGACCGCUCUGAAAGAAUUGGGCGAGCAGAUACAAAUCAGUAGGAAAAAUCUCAGCUUUAUGCCUUCGCCUUGCUGUAACCACCCAGAUUGGUACCAAAACCUGCUAAAGCUGAUAGAUCGGAUGAACGAAGUGACUGCGAUUGCCCAGUUAUGCGAAGUACCGUACUGGACAAGGCUUUGGAUCGUACAGGAGGUCGCACUAGCAAGUGAGAAGUCGAUCGUCAAGUGCGGCCAUGAAGAAAUACCGUUGUUUUCCUUCCGUCGUGCCAUCAUAACCUUCUAUGGAAGAGAAUCGAAAGGCUUGUUCCUGGCGGUUGAGGAAGUGCAUCGGACCAUGCACCUGUCAAAAAAUGCAACUUUAUUUACAGUAUUGGAAGGGCAGCACCGCAAGAGAUGUACUGAUGCUAGAGACAAGGUGUUCGCAUCUAUAAACCUGCUGAACCCGGAUAUAAGAAAACGUAUUGAUGUCGACUAUUCGAAAUCUACACUAGAUGUGUACAAGCAGGUAUUCCUACUUUCUCUGGAGCAAGAGAAGCGACUCACCCAACUGAUGUUGGCUUCUAACUGUUCCGUCUCUGGCUCGCUAUGGCCGAGUUGGCUUCCGGAUUGGUCAUUGACCCCCAAUGAUAGGCUCUCGACCUCAUCUUCCCUGCCGAGUGCCAGCAGUCUCUCAGCGGCAUGGGCGAAGUACACGGCACCGGAUAGGAUCGACGCUGCUGGGGUCUUAUUUGGACGUGUGUCUACUACCAGCCAGCUUCUGGAUGCCAAUGGUGUUUUGAACAUUUUAAGUUUCUCCAAAAGCUUAGGACCUGAAGAUUCACAAACAUCAACUUAUCCUAACGGUGAACCGCUCCUAGAUGCCUAUCUCAAAACUAUAUUUCGUGGUUAUUUGAAAGAAAACUUUCCUGAACAGGAUUUUCCCACACUGUCGGAAGUAAUAGAGGUCACGAAAUCAUCGCUCCAUCUUGACUAUUCAGACCAGUUGCUCCUGGCACGAGGGUUCUUCGCGAGACACACAAGUUAUGCACCUGAUCGCCAUCUAUUCACGACGUGCAACGGCUAUGUCGGCCUAUCCCAAGGACCAGUGUGUCCAGGAGACGAGGUGUUCAUCAUUCUCGGUUGUGAUAGUCCAAUGCUAUUAAGGCCACACUCGAAUGGUCAGCAUGAAGUUGUAAGGAGUUGCUAUAUACACGGUGCUAUGGAUGGCGAAGCGUUGCUCGGCGUGAUCCCGGAUCCAUGGGAGGUCAGACGAUGCCACAACGAUGUGCGCCUCUUGGCAAUCUACUUCUACAAUACCGACUCUGGUAUGGAAACGGAAUACGAUCCCCGGUUGGAGAGCAUCCCAAUACCCACGGAUUGGGAACCUAUCGAAUUUGAGUGGACUCCUGCCGAUCCUAUCAACUGUAGGAAGUUUCGGAACAAAGAUACAGGAGCGGUUAUCAAUUCGGACCCGAGGCUGUUCCCGGAAGCAUUAUUAGAACGCGGCGUCCCGAUCAGGACUAUCACCCUUGUCUAGAUUCACCCUCUGCAGUUGUCUCCUGCCACAUCUCAAAGGUCGAGCCGCCUACGCCAGAACUAUUGGUGCUACUUUGGGAAAACCGGGCUUUCGAGGUUACAAAUUGAGGGUUGUUGUCGUCUCAUCUGUACCUUGUUUCGGCUUUCUGUCAUAACGUGAAGACAUACAUUGAAAGAUGAGACACACACAAUUUAUAUACCACGGUCGUAUGGUAUCCCAACUUCGUCUUCCACCUCUUAGGAGAUAUACCGGUAUUUCUAUGACUUGUUGACGACUCCGUAGCUGCUACUAUCAAUCUGGACGAGACGACUUCUAAAUCAUCUUAAGAAGACCCACAGGUUAUUCAGAUGUCCUUUCACUCGGAUGUUACUUAUCAUCCCUAAAUUCUUUAUUGUGGUGGAGCGGGUCAAAGUUUUCAUGUUGGUAUAGACUAUACUUUAUGCAUUUUUUUAACCUUAUUCGUUGUAUCUGUAAGGUCAGGUAGUCACUCCACACACACACACAUAUAUAUAUAUAUAAUUAACCUA